AUGGCAGAACUUAGAUCUCUUCGUAAGCGGGAGCACCAGAUAGUGAAGGCUUUCGACAGCGUGCAACAUUUUCUCCAGAAAUACGACCAGGAGACUGAUAGCGGGCAAGUGAACCUUCGGCUGCAUGGACUUGAGGAAGAUUUUAAGGAUUUUGUUGUGGUUCGGAGUAAGCUUGAGUUGCUGCUGGAAGAUGUUGAGGUCCAGAAACAUGCUAAAUCUGACCCAGACUUGAAGCAGGAGGCGUUGGAACAUAUGGACGAUGAAAAUGAUCGUAUUAUGCAGGAAUUUCGUGAUCGAUUCUACGCACUGAAGGCGGCGCUUGUGACUUUGCUACCACAUUUCCUACCCCCACCAACGCCACCAUCACAAAGAGGUCCCCAUUCGUCAAUUGCAGGAGAUGAUGUUUUCGGUGUGCACCCAACGCCGACAUUUUCAAAAGUGAAGCUACCUGAAAUCCGUUUACCGUCGUUCAGUGGUAAGAUCUUCGAGUGGGUAACCUUUCGUGACACCUUUCAAAGCCUCAUUCACAACAAUCCUCAGUUGACCGACAUGGACCGUUUCACCUACUUGAGAUCAUCGUUAUCAGGAGACGCAUUGCAGGAGAUUAGUUCUGUGGGCUUGUCAGCCGUAAACUACAACGUUGCGUGGGAAAUGUUAGCGAAUCGUUAUGAAAACAAGAAGUUGAUUGUGAAGGCUCAUCUAGACGCACUUUUCGCUACAGAAGGGCUCAAGAGAGAGAGCUAUGAAAAACUCAACAGUCUCAUUAGCGAGUUAGAGAAAAACCUUCAGAUGCUGGACAAGAUUGGGCAAAACACCUCCGAGUGGAGCACCAUUCUCGCAUACAUGUUGUGUUCUAAGCUCGAUUCCGCUACGCUGCGGCAGUGGGAAACUCAUCACAACUCAAAGGAUGUACCCACGUAUACUGCUAUGCUCGGUUUCUUGCGCAAUCAUUGUGAUGUACUCCAGUCAGUGGCUCCUGCUAAAUCCAACUUCGUCGAUCAUCGUUCCUCGAAACCAGCUGUCUGUCACACAGUGCCGAAACCUCCGAUACAAGACGAGCAAUCGCGACCGCCAAAGGCUAAGCAACACAAUUCGAACCAACACACACACACCACCACUGCCAGCUCGCAGCGCACAAACAACACAUCUCCAGCCACCAACACGUCCACCACAAGUCAAAAUUAUGUCGCACUCCCCAUCACACCUACACACAACAUACUUCUGUCUACCGCUCUCGUUACAAUCAAAGAUCGUUUUGGUAGAGCGACGCUGGCACGAGCUCUGCUAGACUCGUGUUCCCAGCACUGUCUAAUGACUGCCAGUUUUGCGAGCAAGCUACAGUUCCGUGAGACUCCUACGUAUUUGUCGGUUCAAGGGAUUGGAUCAGCUCGAUCGGUUUCCACCAAAUUAGUUAGUGCAGAGGUCGGUCCUAGGUCUAGGAUCAUUUCGCCAUUCACUGAAGAGAUGCAGUUCCAUGUGCUGCCAAAGCUGACUGUGUUACUUCCGACGACGAGUUGCAAUCCGGCCGAGUGGGAUCUUCCGGAUUCGACGUUGAUAGCCGAUCCCAGGUUUCACGAGCCUGGUCCGGUCGAUUUGAUUAUCGGAGCUGAAUAUUACAUGGACUUGCUGAAAGAUGAACGACAAAAGGCUACACCAUCAGGACCGACUCUGCAGAAUACGGUGUUUGGGUGGAUAGUCUCGGGAAGAGUUCCCAACAGUACAAAUAGCGAGCGAUGUUCACUGGUUCACGUGUGCUCGACGGCGGAAAUCAAAGAGCAGCUCACCAGAUUUUGGGAAUUGGAGACCUGUCGAACCGCCAGCACCAAUUCCGUCGAAGAAACCACCUGCGAACAAUUUUUCAAGGAGACUACAGUAAGAGACGAGAAUGGCAGAUUUGUUGUGGCCCUGCCAAAGAAGGAAUACGUUAUCAGCAAAUUGGGAGAUUCAAGGGCAACUGCUCUCAAACGGUUCAUGGGACUCGAACGACGAUUUGCAGCUAACCCAGACCUGAAGACGCUGUAUUCCCAGUUUAUACACGAAUACCAAACUCUCGGCCACAUGAAAGAGGUCAUCGAUGAUACCGCCGCAGGGAAGACAUUUUAUUUACCGCACCACGCUGUUCUAAAGCCGGACAGUACCACCACGAAACUCCGAGUAGUUUUUGAUGGCUCUUGUCGAACAUCUACGGGCAUUUCUUUGAACGACGGCUUGAUGGUCGGUCCCGUUGUUCAGGAAGACCUCCUCAGUAUCACGUUACGCUUCCGUAUCCACCGAUUUGCAAUAGUAGCCGACAUCGCCAAGAUGUACCGAAUGGUUCGAGUUCAGGCAACGGAUCAACCGCUACAACGGAUCUUGUGGAGAGAUUCUAUCGAAGAGCCAGUCCGUACUUUCGAAUUGACGACCGUUACGUACGGUACCGCGUCUGCGCCUUAUCUGGCCACAAAAUGCCUGCAAAGUGUAGACGACGUGAAGGAUGGAAGGAAGUUGAUCCAACAGCUGGUCGAGCUUUUACAGUCAGCAGGAUUUUCACUUCGCAAGUGGAAUUCCAACAGUAAGGAGCUCCUACAGAACGUGCCUGAGCAGUUGAGGGACGAUCGGUCGAUCCUAGAGUUAGAUUCGUCUAGUUCAACCAUCAAAACGCUAGGACUUGUGUGGGAACCCAGUACCGACAGCUUUCGAUUCACUAUUCCAACCUGGAACUCCGCGGCUGUAAUCACCAAACGAAUAGUGCUCUCAGACGUCUCCCGACUGUUUGACCCAUUAGGCCUCGUGGGGCCUGUUAUUAUUCAAGCAAAAAUAUUCAUCCAAGAGUUAUGGAAACAAGAGUGUUCUUGGGAUGAACCUCUCCUGCCAGAGCUACAGGAAUACUGGCAAGAGUAUCGGAGAAACCUUGCUGGUUUGGAUAGCCUCUCUGUUCCUCGGUGGGUUGGAAUAUCUAGCAACAUUGUAGCAGAGGAGCUACAUGGGUUUUGUGACGCCUCUGAAGCAGCUUACGGAGCCUGUAUUUAUAUUAGGACAGUUACAGAGACUGGAUCUGUAUCAGUGCGGCUGUUGACAUCCAAAUCGCGGGUUGCUCCACUUGAAAACCUGAAGAAGAAAAAGAAAAGGCAGUCCAUACCUCGCUUGGAAUUGUCGUCAGCACUGUUGCUCGCUCACUUGUACGAAAAGGUCGUACAAAGUCUCCGCAUCUCCGUUAGAUCAUUCUUUUGGACGGAUUCGAUGAUCGUUAAGUGCUGGCUUUCGUCAUCGCCAUCAAGAUGGAAGCAAUUUGUCGCUAAUCGAGUCUCCAUGGAAUGGAACCACGUCGCAGGUGUAGAAAAUCCAGCAGAUUUAGUCUCGCGUGGGAUGAUCCCAGCACAGCUUCAGUACCAAUAUGUUUGGUUUGACGGACCUCGCUGGUUGCUAUUGGAAGAAGCCUAUCGCCCUCAGCCCCGCCAGAUUAGAGAAGAAGACAUUGCAUCAGCUGACUUGGAGGAGAAAACCACCACGUUAGUCCUUCAGGCAAACACUCCCAGUGAGAUCUUCAACCUACGAUCGUCACUGUCGGAGUUAGUUCGCGUUAUGGCUUAUAUUCGCCGUUUCCGGUUCAACGCACAAGCUGUCAACCGCAACUGUAGAAGGUAUGGGCCGAUCACAUCGUCUGAGCUCGACGAUGCACUGCGAGCAUUGGUUCGGCUUGCGCAAGAAGAAAGCUUUCCACAAGAACUUGCUGAUUUGUCCAAGCGAACCCACGUGCGGGACUCGUCGCGCAUUGUGUCACUAAAGCCGAUUCUCAAUGAAGGCAUGAUGUGUGUUGGCGGCCGGUUACGACAUGCAUCAGUUUCACCGAAUCGCAAGCAUCCGUACAUUCUCGACCCACAUCACCCGCUGACGAAAAUCGUAGUUACUCACUACCAUCGGAAACUAUUUCAUGCGGGACAGCAGCUGUUAAUUUCGGCAAUGCGAGAGCGAUUCUGGCCAGUGUACACCAGCAACUUGGUGCGACAGGUAAUCCACGAGUGCGUCGCUUGUUUUCGAGUUCGACCAAAGGUUCAUGACCAGAUUAUGGCUGAUCUCCCGGCUGAAAGAGUAACUCCCUGUUCGCCGUUUCAAAGAGUCGGAGUUGAUUACUGCGGACCAUUUUCAGUGGUCUAUCCACAUCGUCGUUGCCGGCCUGUAAAAUGUUUCGUCGCAGUCUACAUUUGCCUUACUACCAAGGCGAUACACUUAGAGAUAGCCGCGGAUCUUACGACGCAGGCCUUCCUAGCAUCGUUGAAGCGCUUCUCGGCUCGACGUGGAAAACCCGAGCUGAUAAUGUGUGACAACGCAAAGAAUUUUGUUGGUGCAAAACGAGAGCUGGAUGAACUUCGCAAGCUGUUUCACAACCAACAGUUCCAGAACACUGUCGCAAAGGAGGCGGCAGACGACAGAAUUGAGUUUCGGUUCAUUCCAGCACGUUCUCCUAACUUCGGUGGGCUAUGGGAAUCCGCUGUCAAAUCGUUUAAGACACUCUUCAAACGUACGAUUGGCUUGAAUACCUUGGUGUACGACGAAAUGCAGACAGUCUUGAUUCAGAUUGAGUCGAUUCUGAACUCACGACCGCUCACCCCCGUUAGCAACGACCCAGACGAUUUUGAAGCUCUGACACCAGGACAUUUUCUAAUACAGCGACCCUUAAUGGCAAUUCCGGAACCAGAUCUUGGAGAGAUCCCGGAAAAUCGGCUGUCCGCCUGGCAAAAGGCACAGCGAUUCACACAGGUUCUGUGGAAAAAAUGGUCGACGCAGUAUUUGUCGAAUCUGCACAAUAGGACGAAGUGGACACGCCAAAAAGACAACAUACGUGUGGGCACUAUGGUUGUUCUCAAAGAAGAAAAUUUGCCUCCGUUGAAAUGGCACCUAGCGCGUGUGACGGAGAUUCAAACAGGUCCAGAUGGGAAUGUACGAGUGGUUAAAGUACGAACAAAGGAUGGUAGCUACCAACGAGCAAUCUCGAAGAUAUGCGUGCUACCCAUCCGCGAUAAUAUUUCUUUACCAACCGAGGAGAACUAG
This is a messenger RNA of Topomyia yanbarensis, 5028 nucleotides long. RefSeq lists its product as uncharacterized. Gene Ontology annotation, biological process: DNA integration. The transcript is spliced from 3 exons. The record is from RefSeq and is a predicted model, not a curated record. Gene Ontology annotation, molecular function: nucleic acid binding. Lineage: Eukaryota; Metazoa; Arthropoda; Insecta; Diptera; Culicidae. The coding region runs from base 1 to 5028 and encodes 1675 amino acids.